This is a messenger RNA of Gilbertella persicaria, 2385 nucleotides long. Its product is annotated as SPX domain-containing protein. Bases 1 to 2385 code for a protein of 794 amino acids. The transcript has 2 exons. Gene Ontology annotation, cellular component: membrane. Gene Ontology annotation, molecular function: phosphate transmembrane transporter activity. The record is from RefSeq and is a predicted model, not a curated record. Gene Ontology annotation, biological process: monoatomic anion transmembrane transport; phosphate ion transport; polyphosphate metabolic process. Lineage: Eukaryota; Fungi; Mucoromycota; Mucoromycetes; Mucorales; Choanephoraceae.
AUGAGAUUCUCGCAUACGCUUCAACUUAAUGCAGUGCCUGAAUGGAUUGACAAUUACGUCAACUAUGAUACCUUGAAGAAAUUAAUCUUUCAGUUAGAGAAAGAACGUGUAGAAGACAUGAAUGCUGGACAAGACCCAGAAAAGGCUUUGGAACGAAGAGAAGAUGGAGAAGCAAGAUUUUUGACAGCUCUUGACGUUCAACUGGAGAAAGUAUUUAGUUUCUACACACAAAAAGAAUCCGAACUCUAUAGCAUGCUUGACCAAAUUGAAUCCGAGUCUGCAAAGGAGCAAUUUGACAACUACAACAAUAACGAAGGAACCUUCCACAAAACUGGUCUUUCUCCCUUGGAAAAUCUUGACUCUACACAUCAUCUCCCCAAUGCUAUUCCGGAUAAAAAUGGUCUUCACUAUCCCGAAGAAAAGCUUGACCAUAUUACAUCUCACCGUCGCAAUUCUAAAUCUUCCCGUCUGUCCCGUUUGGAGUCUCGACAAUCGUUUGAAUCACGCAUGUCUAUGGAUCAUCAUGAUCAAAUCUUGGUCGAACAACUAAGUGAUUUACGCUCUCAACUUAUCUUACUUUAUAUCUCACUAUCUGAACUGGAAUCCUAUGUUGAACUCAACCGUACUGCAUUUGAAAAGAUUCUUAAGAAGCACGACAAAGUUCUAGAACGUAACUUGAAGUCUCAAUAUAUCAACAAGAUGGUCAAAGAUAGUAGACCUUUCAUGACUGAAACAAUGGAUGUCCUUAAGAGUCAAAUUACCCGUGUCGAAACUAUCUUUGCCAACACUUUUUGUAGUGGUAACCGCAAUAUUGCUCUUCGUCAAAUGAAGAGCCAUCUUCGAGACCAAGUGACAUUUGAACGAAAUACAGUAUGGAAAGACAUGGUUCGCCAGGAACGUAAAGCCCAUGGUACCAAAAUCAUCGAACCCAAGGUUGAAAACACAUUCAAGAUUCCCUUUACAAAUUCCAAAGUAAGCACUGGCUUAGUCCGUCAACUUUGUUGCUUUUUGCUUGCUAUUGUUGCUUUUAUUAUCUUAUUGUGUGUCGAUUGCUUCAACAACAAACAAGAAAACUACUGUUUCGCUUUAUUGAUCUUUGCUGCUAUCAUGUGGGCUACUGAAGCUAUUCCUCUUUAUGCUACUUCUUGCAUGAUUCCCUUCUUGAUUGUACCCCUACAAAUUAUGCGUGAAGAUGACGGAACUGUAAUGACCGCUAAAGCUGCUUCUAAAGCAGUGUUUGCCUCUAUGUUUAGUGGCACUAUUAUGAUGCUUCUUGGUGGUUUUGCUCUCGCUGCUGCUCUUUCAAAGUAUGGUAUUGCCAAGGCAUUUGCCUCUCAUGUGUUGAGUCGUGCUGGUACUCGCCCUAUGUGGGUCUUGUUGGCUAUUAUGUUUGUUUCUGGUUUUCUUAGUAUGUUUAUUUCUAACGUUGCUACUCCUGUUUUGUGCUUCUCUUUGAUUGAUCCUAUUCUUCGUACUUUACCUGACAAGUCCCGCGUAGCACCUUGUUUGAUUCUUGGUAUUGCUCUCUCCAGUUGUAUUGGUGGUAUGACUUCUCCUAUUUCUUCUCCUCAAAACAUUGUUACUAUUCAAUACAUGAAUCCUAAUCCUGGUUGGGGUCUCUGGUUUGCUGCUGCAUUGCCUAUUUCCAUCUUGUCUUUGCUCUCUUGCUGGGGUCUUUUGUUGCUUGUCUACAGACCUGGUACUGACACUCCUCAUUUGAACAAGAUUAAGGCUACCCGAGAAAAAAUUACUUGGACUCAAGUUUUUGUUAUGCUUGUCACCAUCUUGACUAUUGCUCUCUGGUGUGCUGAAACUUCUAUUGAAUAUGCUAUUGGUGACACUGGUAUUAUUGCUGCCAUCCCUCUCUUUGUCUUUUUUGGCACUGGUAUUUUAAAUAAGGAUGACCUCAACAACUUUUUAUGGUCUGUUGUUGUCCUCGCCCAAGGUGGUAUGGCACUUGGUAAGGCUGUUACAUCAUCUGGGUUAUUACAAGAUAUUGCUGUACGUAUUAAGGAUGGUAUUCAAGAUUUACAAGUCAUUGCUAUCUUGGCUAUCUUUUGUUUGCUCAUCUUGGUAUUCGCUACCUUUGUCUCUCAUACUGUUGCUGCUUUGAUCAUUAUUCCUAUCGUACAAGAAGUUGGUCAACACUUGCCUGUGCCUCAUCCUAACUUGUUGGUGAUGGGUGCUGGUUUGGCUUGUUCUGCUGGUAUGGGUCUUCCUGUUUCAGGUUAUCCUAAUAUGUCCGCUAUUAUGCUUGAAGAUCUUUCUGGAAGACCUUACUUAACUACCAAAGACUUUAUUAUCACUGGUGUACCUACCAGUAUAAUUUGUACUGCAUUAGUCUUUACUCUUGGCUAUGGUAUCAUGUCUGGCAUUGGGUACUAA